This is a messenger RNA of Dioscorea cayenensis subsp. rotundata (Guinea yam), 1218 nucleotides long. RefSeq names its product F-box protein At5g52880. The transcript has 6 exons. Lineage: Eukaryota; Viridiplantae; Streptophyta; Magnoliopsida; Dioscoreales; Dioscoreaceae. The record is from RefSeq and is a predicted model, not a curated record. The coding region runs from base 6 to 914 and encodes 302 amino acids. Gene Ontology annotation, molecular function: protein binding.
CAAAGAUGGAAGCAAUGAAGAGAUACGAAGAGCUGGGAAUGGCGGAAGCGCUCAGCCGCUCCUACGAUUACCCCUCGGCGUGCCAGGAGCUCGCGCUCAUCCUUCGCUACGCCUACGCCCAGCUCCCCAAGACCCUCCAAUCCCUCCUCCUCCGUGAUACUCUCGCCGCUUUCCGCCUCCUCCCCGUGAUGCAAACGAGUCUUGGGCUGUCAGCUGCUAAUCUCCUCCUUCAAGCAGCGGAAGCCGUGUUGCCUAAGCAGAAGAAAGCACUCGCUGUUGCUGAAUUUAAGCGUGCUGUGGUGGCUCACAAGAGGCGCUGCAGAGUUCAUCAACAUGGAGAUUCAAUCCAGCUGCCUCAAGACAUUCUUAUCCACAUCUUCAAAUUUUUGGACAUGCGUUCUUUAGUUACCUCAAGUUCAGUUUGCUGGGCAUGGAAUGCAGCUGCAAAUGAUAAUGCCUUGUGGCAUUUGCAAUAUUCUCUCUUUUUUGGUUCCUAUGGUAUCUUUGGCAAAACCAGUGAGCAAAAUCAAAGUAUCAAAGAUGAAUGUCUACAAGCAAAUCUUAAUUGGAAAAAAGAAUUUUGUAAAAAAUAUACAGGCAAUUCAUCCUGGAGAUUUAAAUCAAAUAGAGCGUUCUGCAGGCAUUGCAAGUCAAUAAUCUGGCUGAGCAACAUCACUUGUGACAGACCUCACCAUUGUGCUACACUUGAAAUUAAGCAAUUUAUAAUAAAGCCUAUGGCACCUUACAAGACCGACAAGUUCUCUGUUCUUCAGAUUGUGGAGUAUCUGUUAGGUGAAACCAUAUUGGCAUCUUCAUCCUCUGACAGUGACAGUGAUUCCGAAGCAUCCACACUAGUGACACUACCCAGGUUAUGGGCCUACACUAAACUUACAAGCAGUGAUGACCUCCCUUAAACUUUUUAAUGACAUCGCUGGCGGGAUGUACCAAAAUGAAUGCAAACAAGAUUUCUGUUGUUCCAUGCAAAAAGCAGCAGUGACCUCCCUUCAACUUUCUGAUGACAUUGCUGGUGAUAUGUACCAAAAUGAAUGCAAACAAAGAUUUUUGUUGUUCUUGUGUGGCCUUUCCCCCAGAAAAUCCCAUUAUAGGACUGCAUCCUUUCAUCUUUAACAGUUGGAUACAGAUAUAUGCAGCUGUGUUUGUGAUAAUAGCUUCAGUGGCUAUUUUUUUAUUAUUUAUUUUAAAAAAAAAUUUCUGAUA